Molecule: messenger RNA, 1151 nt
Organism: Punica granatum (pomegranate)
Lineage: Eukaryota; Viridiplantae; Streptophyta; Magnoliopsida; Myrtales; Lythraceae
Source: RefSeq, a predicted model, not a curated record
AAAAGAAAAGCGAAAGAAAAAUAGUCUUCGUUUGGGUUUCUUCUUCUUCAGGCAUCCGAAGCAAAUAGGGGACGAGAGUGAAGGGAGAAGGGCGGAACACUCCUCACAGUCCUCGGUGGUUGGAGGAGGAGGAGGAGAAGAAGAAGAAUCAGACGACAAGAGUCGUCAGAAUGGUUUCCAUCUCAACUUGGGCCCGGUACAUUGUGCAGAAGCUCGAUUACUCCGUCGUCGUUGGCUUCAAGAACUACAAAAGUGGCCACAUCACUGAUGCACAAUUAGGAGAUGUCAUAUGGAAGAAUCUAUUUCAGGGGAAGUUGACAUACUUGCAUUGGAAUAAAGGUGAAGAAAUGGCUUCUGGACUCGGCAGUCUGGUGGGAACUCUUCUUGUUCGGAGGAUACCUCAUGCAACUCCACAGCGUGUUUUUGUUGGAGAUGUUGUGGUUUUGAAGGACCCUGAGAGGACAGAGGAUUUCCUAGUGAGACGAUUAGCUGCUACUGAGGGGUAUGAAAUGGUUUCUACUGAUGAAAAGGAGCAACCUUUCAUUCUCAAAAGAGAUCAGUGCUGGGUACUUGCUGACGACAAAAAGUUGAAGCCUAAGAAACUUGUUCUCCUUAUAAUGCCAGGAAGCAAAGGACAGUCGAACAUUUGGGCCAGUAUCAAUGGCUGGUAUAGUAGGCAGAGUUAUUUAUUGCCUGAGGACAGCUGUGGACCAUGGACCAGUGAGAAACAGUCGCUUUGGCAUGAUGAAGGAUUCGCCCAUUUUAGAAGUUGAGCUGGACGUAGAUGAGAUGGCCAAGAGCAACAAGGCAUGAGAUCCUUUGCCUUGUAUAUAAAAAUCUCUCAGCUCGUUCAGGUUUCCUGCAAAUCUUGGUUAUUUGUUGCUGCCCUUUGUUUUCUCCUUCUCUUAGGCUGUCCUUUUUCCUACAUCGAGAAUUGGAGAAAAUAAGGAACAUUGCAACUUAUCGACAUUUUUGGGAAGGCAAUGUUCAGUUUAGCUUUAUUUAUGCCGUAAUCUAGGGUUGAGAAAUAUAUAUGAUCUCCCUAUGCUUCUAUUUGUUGUAAUUGAGCUAAUUUAGUCGUGCAUGCUCGGAUUCUCUAGAAGGUUUUUAAUCUUAAUAAAAUUGAAUCCAUCUUUUGAAUUUCAAGCCUA